Eutrema salsugineum is the source of this 978-nucleotide messenger RNA. RefSeq names its product MATH domain and coiled-coil domain-containing protein At2g42470. Bases 1 to 978 code for a protein of 325 amino acids. The transcript has 4 exons. Gene Ontology annotation, molecular function: protein binding. NCBI's taxonomy places the organism in Eukaryota, Viridiplantae, Streptophyta, Magnoliopsida, Brassicales, Brassicaceae. The record is from RefSeq and is a predicted model, not a curated record.
AUGGAAGGUCAAAAGCAGACGAAUUUCACGUUUGAGAUAGAUAAUUUCUCCGAGAAGGAAUCUGUGAUAGCAUCUCCACAAUUCUCAAGCAGCGGCUGCAAAUGGUUUGUUAAGGUUUAUCCCAAAGGAAAUCGUGUUGAAGAUCACUUGUCUCUGUUCCUCCACGUUGCGAAUCCUAAAUCGUUGCGACUUGGAUGGAAAAGGCGAGCUAGCUUUUCAUUCAUUCUGUUGAAUCAAUCAGGCAAAGAGAUUCACAGAACUUAUGAAUCGCCGUGCAACUUGUUCUUCGCUCAGCUACAAGGACGGGGUUUUCCAAAGGCGGUGCCUCUUAAAAAGCUUCAAGAAAAAGGGUUUUUGGAGAAGAACAAACUGAUCAUUAAAGUCGAAGUAAAAGUAAUUGAAGUUGUUGAUGCAGCACAAGUAACUGGGAAGGAGACAAUGGAUGUUUGUGGUUUCCAAGUUCUUUAUUCCCAGGCUUUUCGAGUAACUUGGAUUUUUGAGGAACACCCUGACAUUGCAGUGAAUUUCAAACCAAAAAGCCAAUUGGUGAAGACAACAUACAUGAAUAUACUCCUUGGUCUUAUCGAUACACUGAACAAGCUUCCACAUAGCUUAUCCGAGACUGAGUUAAGCAAUGCUCAGAGCGUGUUGAUCGAUCUAACUGAAGCAGGCUUCAAGCUAGACUGGUUGAAAACAAAGCUUGAUGACGUUUACUUGGAGAGGAAGAAAAUUGCUGAUGGUUCUCGUGUCAAAGAACUUGAGGAACAAGUCAAGAAUCUCAAAGCUGAACUAAACAAGGAGAAGAUCAAAUCUGCCGCUGCUAAAGUUUUUUCAUUGGAGGAGACUAUGUGUAAUCUCUGCAGAGCUGAACUGAACAAUGAGAAUGUCAAGGCUGCUACUUCUGCUUCUAGAGACUGGCUCAAGGGUGUUGCUCACUCGUGGAAAGUAAUGAAAAAUAGACUAAAGAAUGCUUCUUAA